AUGGACGAGAUUGACAUAAUAUCGGGGCGUGAAACCCCAAAAGAAAUAGGGCCGCAUCUGGACCUUCUCACCGAAAAAAUUGCUAUCGACUGCGAAAUGAUGCAGUCCAACAUCGGCCAGGUCCUUGGACGCGUUUCUGUCGUCAACUAUGACGGCAAAACCAUAUUUGACAGCUUCAUAUGCUACCCCGAGCCGGUCAACAUCACAAACACUGAUGAACGGCUCAACUGA
This is a messenger RNA of Bipolaris zeicola 26-R-13, 231 nucleotides long. RefSeq lists its product as uncharacterized. Bases 1 to 231 code for a protein of 76 amino acids. The transcript is spliced from 2 exons. Gene Ontology annotation, molecular function: nucleic acid binding. NCBI's taxonomy places the organism in Eukaryota, Fungi, Ascomycota, Dothideomycetes, Pleosporales, Pleosporaceae. The record is from RefSeq and is a predicted model, not a curated record.